ACAUGAUCCCAGAGGAGAAUGAUUCAAAUAAAUAGUCUGAGCUCCGCAGUCCUUCUCGUAUUCAGCAAGACUUUUAAGAGGGCUAAACAAGUAAAAUGAAGUCCUUGCUGGUUGCUUUGGCCCUCUUUCUGCCCAUCAUAAAUGCCCAGGUGCCACACUGGGGGCCGUGCCCAGAGCCUGCUACUCAACCUGCCUUCAACCUAAAGAAGUUUAUGGGUAGGUGGUUUGAGAUCGCUAAACUUCCAGCACAGUUUGAGCGAGGGAGAUGCAUUGAGACGAACUUCACACUCAAGCUGGAUGGAACGGCUCAUGUAGCGAGCUCGGAAAUUCUAAAAGGAGAGUUAAAAACAAUUUCUGGGACAGCUGUGGUGGAAGAUAAAAGAAAUCCAGCGAAGCUUGGAAUCAGUUUCUCUUAUGUUUUGCCCUACACUCCAUACUGGAUUUUGUCCACUGACUAUGAGAAUUCAGCGCUGGUGUAUUCAUGCACUGAUGUCUUGAGACUGUUCCACGUAGAGUUCGCUUGGAUUCUGGGCCGCACCCGAUCCCUGCCUGCUGCCACCGUCGACCACGGAAAAGAGGUUUUUACCAACAACAACAUCGAUGUGAGUCGGAUGAUAUUAAGCAGACAGCAGGGAUGUGACAAAGACCUUUGAAUGACUGGAAAAUCCUGUUUCCAGUGUUGAGAUGUUUUGUGUUGAACACACUGUGGACUACAGAAGUAGUAUACGAUUCCUU
Molecule: messenger RNA, 735 nt
Organism: Carassius carassius (crucian carp)
Lineage: Eukaryota; Metazoa; Chordata; Actinopteri; Cypriniformes; Cyprinidae
Gene: apoda.1
Product: apolipoprotein Da, duplicate 1
Exons: 5
Coding region: 96-653 (185 amino acids)
Biological process (GO): brain development; lipid transport; tissue regeneration
Molecular function (GO): lipid binding
Source: RefSeq, a predicted model, not a curated record